Messenger RNA from Dinoponera quadriceps, 1020 nucleotides. RefSeq lists its product as uncharacterized. NCBI's taxonomy places the organism in Eukaryota, Metazoa, Arthropoda, Insecta, Hymenoptera, Formicidae. Bases 1 to 1020 code for a protein of 339 amino acids. The record is from RefSeq and is a predicted model, not a curated record. The transcript has a single exon.
AUGUUGCUGAUCCUGCUGGUGCCGAUAAUCGGAUCCGCUGCGGCGUUUCCCCUGCCGGACGACGGCCGUCGAUCCGCCGGCGAAAAGUCGCUUUUCAUAUCCACGGAGACGCGCGGCAACGUCGACACGGGGAAUCCGAGGGACCUGGGAAAAACUAUGGAAGAUCAAUUCGAUAAGACGCUUCUCUCCGAGCCUGUGAGACCCACGACGACCGACGUCCGUCCCGAAGAAGCCUCCGACGUCACAGAGACGCAGGAGACCGGCAGGAGGAAGACGACGCAAGAACGGAAGCGCAAGGCCGUGUUCGUGGACUACUCUCCGAUACCCCGGAUGCCCCACCCUCUGCUGCACCCGGCGACGUACGAGAUCGACUACGACGACGGUAAUCCGACGAUCGUGGAGCGGCCGGCGGGUGGCUCGAAGAGGAGCUACCAAGAGAGCAACAUCAUCUACAUUCGACUACCGGCGACGCCUUACAUCUUCGUGCCCGGCUUCGGCUACAUCUCUCAGUCACCCAAAUAUUCGACCGUCGCCACCGACGGUCUGAAGUCUCAGCUGGUGCCGGUGGUGGCGCAGCUACCCCAGCAGCUACUCCUGUCUGCAUCCCAUGCGAGGCCGACGAAGCAACCAGCUCAACCGACGGCUUCCCUUCAGAGCGUUGAUCCCUUCAUCAAGCUGCCCAUAGACUUCGUGAGCAACGGCAAGCCUACGUCGGUCUACCAGUGGCGGCAAAAGCCCGACAAGAGACCGGUCGACAGCCCGAUCACGAAACUGGACAGCCUGUCGGCCGACUUCGUCAGCAACGGCAAGCCGACCUCGAUUUAUCAGUGGCAGCAGGCGAAUCUCAAGCCCUCCAAGCGGCCGGACGUCGGUUCGCUCAACAGCCUUGACAUGGGACCCUAUAAAUUCAACGGCAAGCCCACCAGCCUGUACCUACUCGGGCCGGAUGGCUCCUCCGCAAUGCACCAGCCCGUAAGACCUGCCGAUUAUCAGGACGAUUAUCGGACGGUGUUCUACUGA